CCCACCCUAUCCCAAUUUGCACCCUGUUCGGAGAAGAAACAGUGUACACUCAACUCCCUCUAAAUUGCCACUGCCACUCAACUAUCUCUUUCCUUCGCUAUUUGUAUACAAAUUCAUAUAUAACACACACACACACACAUAUAUUUAUAUGUAUAUAUAACUAUAUAUGUAUAAUAGUGUUUGUAUCAAACAGAAAAUGUUGGCCAUUGCAGUCCCUAAUACCUUUAUCAGUUGCAGAGACGUUAACACCUUGUCAAAAAUUGUCCCAAGAUUUUAUACUACUUGCCCUUUACUUUUCUCUAAAUUCCCCUCUAGUCCCCACCUCCAACCAUCACGGAGAGUAGUAGUUUUGUCCUCCAAGUCCCCUGAAGAAGCAGAGCUGUCUUCAACAGAGGACGAGUGGCUCAAGAGGCUACCUGAGAAGAAGAAGCCUCUCUACUCUCACAGCCUACCUUGCGUGGAGGCAUGGUUGAAGAACUUAGGGUUUUUCCAGAGCAAAGAGGAUCGAGCGCUUUGGUUCGUCCAAAAGCCUGAUUGGCACGCUCAGUUGUCUCUUGAUGUCACCGACCUCUAUAUAAGAUACUUAAAGAGUGGACCUGGAUAUAUCGAAAAGGAUGUAGAGAGGAGAUUCAGUUAUGCACUGAGUAGAGAAGAUAUCGAGAAUGCAAUACUUGGAGGACCUUAAGGAUAAGAAUUAUGAAUCUGCUUGUCCUUGUUUCAAUUCAUGGAUUUCCUUCCCACCAGGCUCCUUUCGGAUUGACUUCUUUAGAAAAAAAGACAAGCAUUACUCGGUGUUUAUUUUCCUUUCCAUUUUGUUAAGUGAUAAAUGAUGAAUUUAAUUUACUUUGCCAGUAUCAAUCAUAUACUAGUAAAUUAUUUGUCAAUUAGGAUUGAGGUUGCCCAUAAUAAACUUUGUGACAAUAAAUUUUCUGAUGUUGUUUGAUUUUA
Cornus florida is the source of this 948-nucleotide messenger RNA. RefSeq lists its product as uncharacterized. The transcript has 2 exons. The coding region runs from base 167 to 685 and encodes 172 amino acids. The record is from RefSeq and is a predicted model, not a curated record. NCBI's taxonomy places the organism in Eukaryota, Viridiplantae, Streptophyta, Magnoliopsida, Cornales, Cornaceae.